Molecule: messenger RNA, 1263 nt
Organism: Austrofundulus limnaeus
Lineage: Eukaryota; Metazoa; Chordata; Actinopteri; Cyprinodontiformes; Rivulidae
Product: protein transport protein Sec24B
Exons: 5
Coding region: 16-594 (192 amino acids)
Biological process (GO): COPII-coated vesicle cargo loading
Cellular component (GO): COPII vesicle coat; endoplasmic reticulum exit site
Molecular function (GO): zinc ion binding; SNARE binding
Source: RefSeq, a predicted model, not a curated record
AGCUUGUUGUUAUUUAUGUCUGUUGUUGUUUGUUUACAGAAAGCUCUGCGGACAGGAACCAGCACGCGGCUGGACGAGCGAGUCUUCGCCAUGUGUGAGUUUAAGACGCAGCCGCUGCCGCAGCUGAUGAAGAUGAUCCAUCCGGACCUCUACAGGCUGGACAACGUGACGGACCAGGGGGCGCUCCACCUGAACGACACCAUCGUCCCUCAGCCUCACCUGCAGCACCUGUCGGCUGAGAGGCUGAGCCCGGACGGGGCGUUCCUCAUGGACUGCGGCGACGCGUUCUACCUGUGGAUCGGUAAGAACUGCAGCGACGCGUUCAUCCGGGACGUCCUGGGCUGUCCGAGCUACGCUUCAGUUCCCCCCAACAUGAGUCACAUUCCUGAGCUGCAGACUCCUCGGUCUGAGAGAGUCCGAGCCUUCCUGGACUGGCUGCAGGACAACCGGGCCUUCAGCUCCACCGUCCACGUCCUGAAAGACGACUCUUCGGCUAAAUCCGCCUUUUUCCAGCACCUGGUGGAGGACCGGUCCGAGUCCGCUUCGUCCUACCAAGAGUUCCUGCAGCACAUUCAUCAGCAGGUGUCCAAGUAGGCUCCCGUCACGCAGGCAGGACGUUUAGGCUCCGCCUUCCUGAGAGCAGAGCGAGAAAAGACUUCCGGCCUCGUAGAGAAAGAGCUAGCGUUAGCCAACGAGCCACCGCCAUCGACCUCUCCUGACCCAAAACCAUUCAGGCAGUCUCAUUAAACCAGUCCAAGGUGGAGGCUUCAUGAGGGGGAGGWGCUUGUUUUAGGAGGCGGGGACUAACGAAGAUUUUGUUCCAGGAAAAAAACACAAAACAGUCAUCGUGGAACUCUGAGAACGUCGAGCCGAGAAGAUUCCACUUCCUGUUUGUGCACCUCACAUGUAGCUUGUUUUUAUUUUUAGGUUUAAAUAUUUUUUUWACACACUGGAGAACAGGAACAAAACUUCGGCAUGUGCUUUAAAAACAUCUGGCAUGCCUCGGUUCCUCUGCUGCUCUGAAGACUGCGGUCCGGGACUCAUUUGGAUGUUUAUUUUAUUUUAUUUUAUUUUUUAAACUUUCACCUCCGUCUCCUCCUGUCUGGUGGGCGGAGCUUCCUGGAGCUCCGCCCCCCUCUGCGCUCAUCUURUUUUAUUUUUCCAGGCGCAGAACAAAACGUCCACUUUGUAACUACUGAGAAAUAUCUUUUAUGUGCGAUAAUUUAUGAAUGAGCUUAUUAAAUAAAAACUAAAACAACUCUG